AUGUUCAACCGACGGCUUCUGAUGUGUAAAUCUGAAGAUGAAUACAAUCGAGCUUCUCAAUGUGGAGAAGAAGAAGAAGAAGAGGAAGAAGAAGAUGAUGAUGAGGAUUAUGAGGAUGAAGAAGAGGAUCUGAAUCCACCACCGCCACAGCAAAGAGUUUCAACAAAUGUUCCAACAGUUGCGCAAAAUCAACCUCCUCAACAAUUUGUGAGUUCUGAAAAGAGCGUGACUUUAUUCGAAAAAUGAAACUGGAGCUUGUGAUCUUUUAGAUUUUUUUAAAUUCAAUGUUUAUCCCGGUUUUAGCUUGACCUCUACAUGUUUUUUUCAAUUUUUUUUUCAAUUUCCAAAAAUUUGAAUUUCAAAAUUUGAGCUUUCUAAAAACUUGCCCCAAUUUUCAGCCCAGAUUCCGAUGUAUCCUAUAACAAUCUAAAGAUCAUUACAGUAUGAAAGUGUUCGAACAUUUGUUCCAUCUCACAUGCACAUUUCUUGCCAUUAUGAUAUCCCGUAUCCACCACAUAUUAUUCAACCACCUGUUUUCACCUAUUCUCAACAGCCAUUUUUUUCCGGACAAUCGAAUGAUGAGGCUCUACAAGUUCAACAUCAAUCCUCGCAAUAUUGUCAAAAUUUGUUGAAAAAUGAAGGAAAACCAGACAGAGCUCCAUUUUUAUUCUUCAACAAUGAUCAGCAGGAGAUUGUUGGUGAUAUUUAUUGCACAGUUCCGGGGCGAACUUCUCUUCUGAGUUCAACCACAAAAUAUCGGGUUACUGUGGCGGAAAUUCAGCGAAGAAUUUCACCGCCAGAAUGUUUGAAUGCUUCGCUGUUGGGUGGCAUUUUGAGAAAAGCAAAAUCUAAAGAUGGCGGAAAAACAUUGAGAGAUUCCCUGAAAAAAUUGGGAUUAACUUUGCCGGCGGGAAGGAGAAAACAAGCAAAUGUAACUGCGUGGACGGCAUUGGUUGAAGGUGGAAUGAAUAAAUUCUUGAUGUAAAAUAUAAAAAAUUUAUUUUUUUUUGCAGAGGAAGCCAUUCAUAUGGCGAAAGAUUUCUCGACAGUUUGUGAAAAAGAGUUUCAUUCAAGAGAAAUUGGAAUUUAUUUAACAAAAACUGGACUUGGAAUUGAUCCAGAUGUUGUAAAACGUCGAAAUGCGUUGGAAAAUAGUCGGAAAGUUAUAAGUGAACUGACUGAUUUGCUAUCGUGUGAUCGGACACCAUUGACACCAUAUUUUCCGAGGAAUAUGGUUCCAUUGGAUCCUGGAGUUCAACAACAUUUGUCACAUUUUACGUUGGUGAGUUGGAGAGGGAAUUGUAGGUUUAAGAGCUGAUACUGAUUGGAGAUUUUGUAUAUCUCUAGACGCUGCUCCUUGACAUUUGAACGUUAUAGGUACGGCUACUUGAUAACUACUGUAGUCUUUCUAGGAUCGGUUACUUGGCAUAGAUGUUCUCAAGGCGUGACUCCUUGUGAGAGUGAAUCUCUAGGCGCUGAUUCUUGGCUAUUGAACUUCCUAGGCUACUUGGCAACCAAAGCUCGCCUGCUUUCCAUAAAAGCUUCCAAGGCAAAACUACUAUAAAUCCUUAUCAGGGUGAAUCUCUAGGCGCCGGUUCGAGACAAUCGAAUUCUUUAUGCGUGGCUACUUCAAAAAUAUGAUUUCUAGGCGUCUCGAGAACAUUUUAAAUUUUUUUCCAAGUUGCUACGUCAGAGUUUGCGUUUUUAUUAAAAAGAGAAGAAUAUUUUCCAAUUUUCAUCAAGUUUUUUUUCGCAGCUACAGUAAUCCAGCCAUUCACAAUUUUUUCUUUCUAGAUGACUCAUGGAUUUGGAAACGUUGCAAUGGGAGCAGUUCUCGAAUCAGUUAAACUAAUGAUUGAUGAAAGUAUCAAAUAUAUCGACAGAUGUUGUCAACAACAACAAUGGAGAUGA
Messenger RNA from Caenorhabditis angaria, 1911 nucleotides. NCBI's taxonomy places the organism in Eukaryota, Metazoa, Nematoda, Chromadorea, Rhabditida, Rhabditidae. The record is from the annotation of a GenBank genome assembly.